Messenger RNA from Pyrus x bretschneideri (Chinese white pear), 701 nucleotides. RefSeq names its product protein NONRESPONDING TO OXYLIPINS 2, mitochondrial-like. The coding region runs from base 84 to 359 and encodes 91 amino acids. The record is from RefSeq and is a predicted model, not a curated record. NCBI's taxonomy places the organism in Eukaryota, Viridiplantae, Streptophyta, Magnoliopsida, Rosales, Rosaceae. The transcript is spliced from 3 exons.
GCCUGUCCAACCUCCAACUACUGUGAGUCUGCGACUGUUAACCCCAAAACCCUAACUCCGUCGUAUCUCCGCUGAGUGCUCCAAUGGCUUCUCGCUGCAGAUCUUUCUCGAAGCCGGUUUUCUCUCUUCUCAAAUCCGCCGUCAACAAACCGGCGUUCAAGGCCACUCCCAUGCCUUCUCUCCCCACUGCCCGCCCUUCUAUCAAUCUCUCAAGGCCGAUUCCUCGGUUGGGUUGUCUGCAAUCUCUGCUUCCAUUUCACACGGCGGUGUCUUCAGCCCGGCUCACGUCGUGCCUCGGCAUUGACUCGAGGAGCUCGAGGUCAUUGUCUCAGGAAAUAGGUCUCAGCGUGCCUCGAUAAGAGAUUGAAGAAAUUGGAAGAUAGAGGCCAAUGGACGAGUCUCAUCACCUCUGCUCUCAGCAAGUCCUUUUCAUCUUGGAGUUAAGAUUUAAACAGUUUUGUGUCACAGCAGCUGCAAGAAUUGAAUGCUCUGACUCAGAGCUAUAAUUGUUUGUAUUCUCCUUCAAAUAUUUCUUUUACGUAUUUACUCAUGCAUGCCAUACACCACAGCAUAGUAGAAUUGUCGGCAUGCCAUACGCCACAGCAUAGUAGAAUUGUCGGCAUUUAUGCUCUAUAGCAGCACAGCAGCAAUGUAGAGGAGAAAAUAAUAGUGAUGAGUUUGUCACAUUUCAAAGGGUGAUA